GCUGCCACCAGAUGGCCAUGACCAUGACGUCACGAGUAAACAAAUGUUCUUUCUGAACUACUGCUGUGAGAAGAGGAAGGUGCAAUGACACUUGUUCACCUUUGCAUGUUUUGCGAGUUCUCGUAGAGCUGGUGAUGGGUAUGGAUGAUUGCUGGAGAAAAAGAUUACGGUCCUGCCAGCGAGUGCCUGUGCUCAAGUGAUGGUGUUGUUACCCUCCCAUACUGCCUAUGGACUUCUCACCAGACUUCAACAGUCACCACCUGGCAAGAAGUGGGAGCCAAUCUCGAAGCCUGUCUGUUUCUGAUCUUUCCCUCGCUUCAUUUGUUCCUGAGACUGUCAAUGAAGCCAUUAUCAAUGGAACAUAUGAUAGAAAUCUCAAUAAAGAAACUGCAAUCAACAGAAACCAUGCUGGUGCCAUGGGUUGUUGGAAUGAAUUGCCGCGUAAGUCUUAUAGCCUUCCUCAUCGCUACAAGCCUCAUAUUAUGGGUGGAUGGCGUGGAUUAGGAGGAAUGGGAAGAGAUUGCACAAUGAGCCCUUCCGUCUCUCCUCCUUCUCCUUCAGAGUUCAAGCAACAGUUUACUCUUAUGCGUCAGUGGUUCAACAGCUUCACGGAUGAACAGAAAAAUCUUGUUUUAUCAGAACUUUUGGAACAUAUAGGACCUAGUCAGCUGCACUUGCUCUCUAUAGCCAUUGGGGGAAGACUGCAUCUUGGCUGUCCACCUAACUGUGAAGAUCCUGUUGGUUGGUUACCUCCUGGUCUGGCCCUUAUCAUUUUCUCUUAUCUAGACCCUGUCUCUUUGGCUCAGGCAUCUCAAGUUUGCAAAGCAUGGCACAACCUGGCUUCUCGAGAUUGUCUGUGGCGGAAUCUUUCUCUACAUCAAGAAUGGCAUCUCUCCCUCUCUUCACACAAUAAGCAGUUAAGCCGUUGUACUCGUGGUGAUGGCUCUGUUGAUUGGAAGCAGGUGUUUGUGGAGCGUUACAGACUACACCGUAACUGGCUUGGAGCUCAUUGUCAUGUCCGAACUUUUGAAGGUCACACAGAAGGUGUUUCUUGUGUUCAGUUUGAUGAUCAUCGAAUAGUUUCAGGUUCUCAUGAUAAUACUAUUAAGGUUUGGAAUAUGCGUACAAAUUCCCGCUGGUCAGUGCAAACUUUGGUUGGUCAUUCUGAUAUGGUCCGCUGCAUUCACUUGGCUGGCAAUCGUCUUGUUAGUGGCUCUGCUGAUGCUACCAUCAAAGUUUGGGAUGUAGAAGAGACCAGUCAGUGGUCAUCAAUUAAUUGUAAAGUGACAAUGAUUGGUCAUUCUUCAACCGUCCGAUGUCUCCAGGUUGAUGGUGAACGUGUGGUAAGUGGCAGCUAUGACCACCUGGUUAAGGUUUGGGCACUCUCUUCAGGUGAAUGUCAGCUUACUCUUGCUGGCCAUCAAGCUCCUGUACUCACAGUUGCCUUUGAUGAAGAUAAGAUAAUUUCUGGUGCAGCUGAUAAAACCAUUAAGGUUUGGCAGCUAAGUUCUGGUCAGUGCCAAAAAACAUUAACUGGUCAUGAAGAUGCUGUAACUACCCUAACAUUCGAUGAGACUACCAUUAUCUCUGGAUCUCUUGACUGUACGAUACGUUUGUGGUGCCUCUCUUCAGGCCAGUGUGUAGGAGUCCUUGACUGGAUGUCCAGUGAGGGCCAUACAGGUGUGAUAAGAUGCCUGGCAGCCGACUCCUGGCGGAUUGUUAGUGCUUCCGAUGAUAAAACAAUCAAGGUUUGGGACCGUGAGUCUCUACGCAGACUAGUGACACUACGCAACCACACCGAUGGGGUCACCUGCCUCGCAUUCAACGAUUACGUGAUUGUUAGUGGCUCUUAUGACAAGACUGUUAAGUUGUGGGAUUUCAGUGUAUGUUAACUGCCUUUAUUUUUUAUUUAAGCUAUUAGAGAUUUACACUAUAUGGUGAAUAACUUAAGAAUACCAUGAAAAUUCUGUUGCUGGAAUAAACAGAACUCUAGGUUAGUUUAAUUUAUUCAAGUGUGCAAAUGGAUUUCCAUUAAGGUGCCUCGUAACUUCAUUUAGUAAUGAGUGGCAAGUUGACUGAGAUUAUUGCAGUGGCAAAGUUUGCAGAACCUAUUGUGAAGGUAAAAUUUUUAAUAUUGUUGCUGUCAGGAUGGAAAUUUGUGUUUGUGGUAUUUAAAUGCUUAAACACUUGCACUUUGUUAUGAGUUCUGUAUGACAGUUGAGAUAGUUGAGUUGUAAUAUGUCAUGCAUGUUAACAUAUAUUUUCUACAUACAGUGAUACAAGUUUGCAAACUUUGUUAUUUAAGUGCAGAGUUGCAGCUCAAGGUAUGAUUAGUUGAAGUACAGUAAUACAUAUAUAUAUAUACAACUAAAGGUUUUUGCACUUGGUUUAGUGUAGAAGCAUGAUUUAUAGCUUACUCUUCAGAAAGUAAGAGCUCAGACUGUAGGCUGGCCCUAUAAAGGAGCCUUAUGUAAACAAUUUAGUCUCUUUAAAUUUUUAACUAUCAGUACUUCCGUAAAAAUGGGCUUUCAGAAGUUUACAGUUAGUAAGAACUUCAAAGGUGCACCUUUGUAUAUGAAAGUUCUCAAAAAUACUUUGUCUUGUGCUUUUAGAAAUUCUUUCGUGAAGUUGGUCUCCAUCCAUUCUUAUCUAUACAGUACUUAAAGAGGAACUAUUCUUAUUAUCUCUAGACUGCAUGGUUUCUUCUAAACUGCUGUAUGUGAUAACCUUCGGUUGACUAUUUAAUUGGUUAGCCUUUGUUAGAAAUAACUUAAUAGACCUUAUGAUCUAUUGCCCUUGAUUAGCUGGUUUUUGCUUCAUUACAGCUCAUACCUCUUCUUCUCCUUGCAGGAAUAGUUCUUAGUUUUAAUAAUAAAUACCUUUACCAAGAACAAGAUUGCUGUUACAUAAAAGAAUUAGUUGGUCUUUUAAGUAUUUUUUUUUUUUGUAAUUUAAUAUGGACAACAGUGAAUUUUAAUGGUCCACAAGUAAAUUUAGUCUAGUAUUUGCUGUUAUCUCAUAACAAAAACUGGAAAUUAUACAGUAAAGUUAAACAUGCUAUUCAUCUUUGUAUUUUAACAAAAGUGAAGGUUAUCACAAUAUGAGUUGAGGGUCUACAAAAUUUUUUUUUCUUAACUCCCCCUUCCAAGGAUUCUAAGUUCUUUAAAAAUUAAUACUAAUAUUUUCUGUUUCAUUAAAUGCACACAUAUAUAUACGUAUAUUUAUCUGUUCACCAUUUGUUAGUUUAGUCCUUACUAUGACACUUACAAUGUUGUCAAAUGCCAAUAUUAGAUUUAAAUUG
Molecule: messenger RNA, 3301 nt
Organism: Macrobrachium nipponense
Lineage: Eukaryota; Metazoa; Arthropoda; Malacostraca; Decapoda; Palaemonidae
Product: beta-TrCP-like
Exons: 13
Coding region: 228-1892 (554 amino acids)
Molecular function (GO): protein binding
Source: RefSeq, a predicted model, not a curated record